Messenger RNA from Eubalaena glacialis (North Atlantic right whale), 3027 nucleotides. RefSeq names its product zinc finger protein 764-like. Bases 413 to 1639 code for a protein of 408 amino acids. The record is from RefSeq and is a predicted model, not a curated record. NCBI's taxonomy places the organism in Eukaryota, Metazoa, Chordata, Mammalia, Artiodactyla, Balaenidae. Gene Ontology annotation, biological process: regulation of transcription by RNA polymerase II. Gene Ontology annotation, molecular function: RNA polymerase II cis-regulatory region sequence-specific DNA binding; DNA-binding transcription factor activity. The transcript is spliced from 3 exons.
CGGGGCCGGGCGCCAAGCUCUGGGGAACGCCGCCUCCGGGCUGGUGGCAGCGCCUCCUCGGGCGCCUGUAGCCGCCGCGGCCAUGUUGGCUGAGGGCUCGAAGACAAAGCCACCUGGAGACACCGGGGCGGCGUCAUCUGGGCACGAUGGCGCGGGAGGGAAGUUCGUGGGGCCGCGUUGCCGCCAUCUCUUAGGAAGGCAUCUUCCAGUUCUGGUUCUCGGUGCACCUUCAGCCACCUGCUCUUAGUGUUCAGCCACCCCCGUGGGCCCUCGAGGGGCCGUUCCUGGUCUCCCGGCCUCACGGCGGCGCCCCGACCCUCAGGCCCGACCAGGGAGCGUUGUGGAUCGCGGAGGCUCCGCGGACCCCGGAGGGUAGGGGUGGCGCUGGCCCGCCGCCGGGGUGGCACUUACGAUGGCGCCGCCCCCGGCCCCGCUCCCCGCGCGGGAACCUAACGGGGCCGGGCGCCAGGGGGGGAAACCCGAGCCCCUGAGCUUCGCGGACGUGGCCGUGUACUUCUCCCCGGAGGAGUGGGGGUGUCUGCGGCCCGCUCAGAGGGCCCUGUACCGGGACGUGAUGCGGGAGACCUACGGCCACCUGGGCGCGCUCGGCUUCCGAGGCACCAAGCCAGCCCUCAUCUCCUGGGUGGAGGAAGAGGCCGAACUGUGGGGUCCAGAUGCCCGGGAUCCUGAGACGGGAGAGUGUCUUAGAGAAGCAGACACAGCAGGUUCCAGAGACAAGGAAGAGAAAGGACAAAGAGAAGGGACCGAGGCACUGGGGAAGAUCCUUUCUGUGGACGCUCAGCCUCCCAGGCUGACGGCUCUCAAACCCUUUUCUGCUGGGUUUUCUUAUGGUUGGGAGCAGCCAUCGACGGUGCCUCGCCGGGGUCGCCCACCACUCUGUGCCCAUCCCCCGGUCCCCAGGGCAGACCAGAGGCACGGUUGCUACAUGUGCGGGAAGAGUUUCGCUUGGCGCUCCACCCUGGUGGAGCAUCUGUACACCCACACAGGCGAGAAGCCCUUCAGUUGCCCUGACUGUGGCAAGGGCUUCAGCCAGGCCUCCUCUCUGAGCAAGCACCGGGCCAUCCAUCGAGGGGAGCGGCCCCACCGCUGCCCGGACUGUGGUCGGGCCUUCACCCAGCGCUCCGCCCUCACCACCCACCUCCGGGUCCACACGGGCGAGAAGCCCUACAGCUGUGCUGACUGCGGCCGCUGCUUCAGCCAGAGCUCCGCCCUCUACCAGCACCAGCGGGUCCACAGCGGCGAGACCCCCUUCCCGUGCCCAGACUGUGGCCGCGCCUUCGCCCACGCCUCAGACCUCCGGCGCCACGUGCGCACCCACACGGGCGAGAAGCCCUAUCCGUGCCCAGAUUGCGGGCGCUGCUUCCGGCAGAGCUCCGAGAUGGCGGCCCACCGGCGCACCCACAGCGGCGAGCGCCCUUACGCCUGUCCGCAAUGCGGCAGGUGCUUCGGCCAGAAGUCAGCCAUGGCCAAGCACCAGUGGGUCCAUCGGCCCGGGGCGGGGCGGCGCAGGGGCCGGGGUGCCAGUGGGUUGCCUGUGCCCCUGGCCUCUGGCCGAGGGGACCUGGACCCACCCGUGGGCUUCCAGCACUACCCAGAGAUAUUCCAGGAGUGUGGGUGAUGGCCUCAACGGUGACAAGGCAAAGGGUGAAGAUCUAGACAUUGUCUGAGGCCCAGGGUGGCCUCAGGGGCCUGAAACUCCGGCAACUCCGGGGAGGCCACAGAAGUCCCAGCCAGAGCUGGACCUGGGGGAGGAGGACUGUUUCAUCUUAGGCCCUCACGAGCUUCAUCUGCUGAUACCUUGUUCCCUACUGUCCCAGACUCUAGAAGCCCCCUUUGCUGAGUUAGGGCUGAGGUUAGAACCCCCACUAGACUUCCACUGUGGGGAAGAAAAGGCUGUUUCUAAGAGGACUGAGGUGGAGAACUUUGUUUUACCCACUGACUUUACUGCAGAAGUUAAAAACUGAUGUCCGGGUACUGAAUGUGGUCACAUUCAGGACUGAAUGUGGUCUGUAGCAGCCUUUUAAAAUAUAUAUAUAUAUUUAGCCCAGCCAGCAUGUUUAAAUGUUAUGAAUUAUUGGUUAAGAUUUAAAAAUGAGGAUAUUUCACACAAAAAAACAGGUUUCUGGCCUCUCUUGAAAAAUCCGAAGAUUUGGCAACUCCACCUGAGCUCCCACAAAACCACAAUUGGUGGGAGCUGAGGGGCAGUUGCCCCUUUGGAUGGAGACCAGGCUCUCCAGUUCAGCAUGCCCGCCACUCCUUAUCACCUCCUGACCAGUGUCAGCUGGCACCCAUCAUGGCUCGCCAACAUCUCUGGCAAAGCAGGCCCUCUCCAUCUGGCAUUUUUCUACUCAUUUACAUGACCUGUUGGGUUUCUGUAGUCAUUUGAGUUUGCAAACUGUAGUCUACAGCAUUCAAUUGUUCUUGAAUCAGGGAUUCAGGUAGAGAGCAUAUUUGUGAAAGGGUGGCAGGAGAGAAGUAAAAGGAGGCUUUAUGUUAGAUCUUGGCUCAUAUUGCAUUUUAUGGUUUACAAAGUACUGUCUUGUCCAUCAACUCAUUUCACCCUCAUAAUUGCCUAUGGAAGGAAGCAUCUUGCUUGGAGAGGACAGCCCAUCAGGAAGAGGUAGUCAGGACUGAAUUUUUUGCCCCAAAUGGAGUGGUGUCUCCACCUCAGCACCACUCAGCUGACCUGCACUUCCUGUUUUUGAAGGGGAGGGGCCUGAGAGACCCCUCUAGUACUCCUUGGGCCUCCCUGGGAGAGCCCUAUGGCUCAGGCUUUGCUAUUCUAGGCCCAGCCAGGAGGGCCUCAUCACAUUUCUGAACUGGAAGAGAUCUUAGCUUUUCCAUCCUUUUGCAUUUGGGGACACUGAGACUGGGGAAAGCUGAGCAACCUGUCCAAGGUCACACACAGAGUGAGAUGCUAGGAUUCUUUGUUUCCUGCUGUCUUUACCAUACCACUCCUGAGCUCCUUGCCAGUGUCUCAGCCAGGGUUCUGGAAGCAUCUUCCCA